Molecule: messenger RNA, 4860 nt
Organism: Miniopterus natalensis
Lineage: Eukaryota; Metazoa; Chordata; Mammalia; Chiroptera; Miniopteridae
Gene: ABHD18
Product: abhydrolase domain containing 18
Source: RefSeq, a predicted model, not a curated record
UGCUCAACGUUGCUGGAAACCCAAGGACCAAAUGUAAGUAUACGCCACCUUUGUUUUUGCAGUCCUUAUACUAAAUUUUCAGCAAUAUUAAAAAUUUUGGUAGUCUUUGGUUAACCAUUUCUAAGUUUAAUCUCCAGGUGUUAUUGCAGGGGAAUUCUGUUAUAAAACCAUAGUAGAAAUGUUAACUUAAAUUUUUAGUUUAAGCUUUUUGCAUUUUAAAUGUCUGAUAAAGAGAUAAAUAUUUUAAUAGGCUGACUGAAGAUAUGUUUUAUUUGUAAAACUUUAACUGAAGAAACGAUAAAACAUUUUCCUUUUUAAAAGGAAAAGUACAUUUACUUUGUGAAAUUAAACACUAUAUUCUUUUUAUUCUUGCAAUGCAUAAUAUAGGUAAUCUGAAGAUAAGCUUUCUCUUCCUGGUCUUUUAAAAUGAUCAACUUUGAGGGCAAUUUUUUUUGUAUUUUCAUAAUCUAUAUUGUGUUAAUUUUGAUUCAUUCAAGAAAUAUUUGAUCCUAGACACUGGGAAGACAGCAACAAAAAGACAAGGUCCUUAUUUUCAUGGAGUUUAUAUUCUAGUAUGGGAGAGAGAUAAAAAUAAAUAAUUUCAGAUACUUAUCAAUACCACAAAGAAAACAAAGUAAGGCGGUGGGAUAAAGAGUAAUAGAUUGUGCGUGCAGGAUAGAGCAGUAUUAGGUAUGAGGACAUGAUGUAAUGAGAAGGACCCAGUGGGGUGAAGACCUGGAGGAAAAUCAGCCUCAGAGAAGGCAGAGUAAAUGAAAAGCCCAAUGCAAGCACCAGGUGGGAAAGUAGUGCACUAUGAGAUCUGAAAGGAACGCAAGGACCCGAAUAGGAAGAGCCGUGAUUAGAAUUUUACUGUAAGUGCAGUGGGAAACCUCUGGAGUAUUCUAAGCACAGGAGUGAUCUUAUUUAUGCUUUCAAAUGCUUAUUUUAGUUUAGAGUAGCAGCAGAGAAAUCAAAUAGGAAGUUAUUACAAUAUACUAGAAAAAGUAAAGAAAGCAACUUUAAGGUGGUGGCAGUGGAGAUGCAAAAAAGAUGUGAUGGAUUUGAGAUAUAAUUUAGAAGUUGAAAUUAUAAGACAUUGAUAAAUUAGAUAUUGUGGGUAGGAAAUCAAAAGUUCUGACUUGUACAUAUUUGUGAUGUCUGUUGGACUUGCAAGUGGAAAAGUCAAGUAGGGAGUUGGAAAGUGGUGGAAAGGUAAGUUUAGAAGUACAUGUCUAUGUGGUCAUGAUAUAAAAGAGGUCUUGAAAGUGGGGUGUGGUGGACACAAACCUAUAUCCUAUGAUUAGAUAAUUAGAUUUAGAGUAAACUUUGUGAAAUCUUGUGAAAAAUUAAGUCCAGGCUAAAUAGUUCAAGAAUUCUUACUUUGGAACUAGAACUAGGUGUGUCAUUUUCACCCUCUCUGUAGGUGUUUAAAAAACAAAGAGAGUUUGAGUUAUACUGAGGAGGCAGAAAAAUUGUUUAAUAGAAACACUCUUGACUUUGGCUUCAUACAUACAUAGGUUGGAAUUGUAACUUGCCAUUUACUAAUUGUAUGACCUUGGCCUAAGUAUCAAUCAGUCACUUCAUUUAUAAAGUGGGAAAACUAUGUAAUUUCUCCAGUGCAGAAUUGUUGUGAGAAUGUUUAUAAAAUACCCUGUCACAUAUUAUGUUCCCAGGAAAUAUAAUAGUACUCCAAUAUAUUUCAUUUUUCUCAAAUAAUUCAUUAUAAGAAAGAAAUGGCUUACAAUUUAAAUAAUUAUAAAAAAACUCUCUCUCUUUUAAAAUAUCUUAACCCUAUUUUCAUCAAAAGUGGUUAAAUAAUUUGAGACUGGGUUUAUAGUUAUAGAUAAUCAUUGUCUCAGAACCUUACAUCAGUAACUUCUGUAUAAAAGAGCAAACUGAGAUGGACCUGAGAAUUCAAACUUCCAUACCAGGUAAAAAGAAAUAAUCAAGGAAAUUCUAUAAUCAUAAGUAGAAAAUUAGAAUGAGAAUAGAAAACAAAUAUAAGGAUGAAUGGGUUCUUUUAUGAUGAAGCAUGAGUAUGACCUAUUUUGUCAUAGGAUAGCAUAGUUUCCAUAAAGAGAAGUUCUGCCUUAUGGACUUGGAGCUCUGCGAGGAUGUGGUAGGACAGUGGGCAUAAGCUGCUGGGGAACAGAAUUCUGUCUUUAACAACUUGGGAUUCCUGUGGCACCUGGUUCUCUGCAUGUAAUUAUUCUACAUAGACAUAUAAUGAAAAACCAUUGAUAAAGUGAAUUUUUGUACACUUUCACAAGGUUUCAUCUAGUAGCCAACUAUGUGGCAAUGCUUUUAAAUGAAUUAAGUUUUGAAAAAUAGAUUCUAACCUGGUCACUUUAGUAAUAAAAUAAUAAAUGUUUUUUAUUGCUAUGUUAAAAGUGGUUCAGGAAUCUAAAAAGAUGUAUUUAAGUAAGUACUUCUUAUAAGGAAAUGUUCUUUGAUGUAAAAUCAGUUUCUAAAAAUAAAAAGUUCAAGUUGAAUUGUUCUUUAUUUAAAUUAAUCAAAACAUGUUUAUGAGAAAUUAUUUUUCCAGUAUUUUAUUAAAUUUAUAAAUUGUGUAUUUUGUGGAAACAAGCAACAUACUUAAAAUUUUGGUAAUAUGUGAACCUAGUAUUAGGUUAAACUCUUUUACAUUACUUUUUUAAAUAUGUUAUGCCUUUAAGUUCUGUUGUAAUAAGUUCUUUCUAAGGGGGGACAACUAUAAAUUUCUUUUUCCUUGUAUCAGUUGUGGUAAUUUAAUUAAAAAUUGGAAGUAUAGAAGUAUUUUCCCUAAGUAUUUUAAGUUUUUUAAAGUAUCAUUGAAUAAAUAAGAUACUCUUUUUUGAACUUCAAAAUAGUUAAAUAGUUGAAAUUCAAUAAAGAUUAUAUGCUAUAGAGCAUAUAUAACUUAAAAAAUAAGUUUUAGGUGAUUAAUAUGUAGAACUAUAUUAGCAGCACUGAUUACAUUGAUUCAGUCCAUUGUUUUACUUAGCUACUGGUCCUUUAAAAGAAAAACAGGAACUCUGCCUGCCUGUUGUAAAUUUUCACAUAUUAAAAUGUAAAUACAUUAAAAAAUAAUUUUCUUUUUUGUUUUGUGAGGCUAGAAGGUCCAGCUUAAAAAACGUGUCUGACCUAUUUGUGAUGGGAGGAGCUCUUGUUUUAGAAUCUGCAGCUCUCUUGCACUGGCUAGAGAGGGAGGGUUAUGGACCUCUAGGAAUGACCGGAAUAUCCAUGGGAGGACACAUGGCUUCCUUAGCGGUAUCCAACUGGCCUAAGCCCAUGCCAUUGAUUCCAUGUCUGUCUUGGUCCACAGCAUCUGGGGUCUUCACUACGGGUGUGCUGAGUAAAUCGAUUAAUUGGAGGGAGCUGGAAAAGCAGUAUUAUACACAGACAGUUUAUGAGGAAGAAAUUAUUCACAUGCUUGAAUAUUGUGGGACAGAUUCUUUCAAGAUGGGACAAGAGUUUGUGAAAUGCUUCCCUAACAGUGCAGACAGUCUGGUUCCUAGAACUUUAAAUUUAGAUAUGACGGACCCAGUUGUGUCCUCAAAACCUGCUGAGUGCCAUAAAUCUAGUAAAACAUUUUUAAGUGCCACAUCAGAAGGACUACUGCUGCAAGAUACUUCUAAGAUAGAGUGCUUCAAUCAAACACUUUCAACCAACAAAAGUUAUACAAGUUGUAAUCCUCAGUCAUACCACCUACUCAGUAAAGAACAAAGAGGAAAGAAUCUUCAGAAAGAAUCUUUGCUGUUUAUGAAAGGAGUCAUGGAUGAAUGUACUCAUGUAGCAAAUUUCUCAGUUCCAGUUGACCCAAGCCUCAUUAUAGUGGUUCAAGCCAAAGAAGAUGCCUAUAUUCCACGAACAGGAGUUCGAAGUCUACAAGAAAUCUGGCCUGGUUGUGAAAUCCGGUAUCUAGAAGGGGGUCAUAUUAGUGCUUAUCUUUUUAAACAAGGACUCUUCAGACGAGCCAUCUAUGACGCAUUUGAACGCUUUCUGCAUAAAUAUGCUAACUAAGUGGAUCACUGUAUGUAACCAGUGUGCCAUCAUGUUUCUUACAAAAGGAGUUUCAUCUUUGAUGAUGUGAAAAACAAGCAGACAGCACUAUAUAAUUGCUAUCAAUUUAGUCUGGAAUUCAGUGUUACAAAUCAGUCAACUAUAAUCUUUAAGUGCAUUUGAAUAACUUUAAACCAAUAUUUGGGUGAAGUGAUGUUGAAGCAGUUUGUUAUUGUUUGUGGGAAUCCCAUAUACUCUAUAUAGUCUAUUAUUUCUAAUUAUGAAAACUUUAAAAUUUUAAUUUAUGAUUUAUUUAAAAUAUAUUCAUAGAAACCGUAUUGGUUUUUAUAGAACUGCUAAAUCAAAGUUUGUAAUACAUCAGCUUGUAUUGUAUACCUUUAUAUGAUAUUUCUACUAUUGAUUUGCUUUCAGAAACAUGUUUAUUUCUUUUAUGGAUUUAUAGUGAAUUUACCAUCUUAUUUUCGCCUUUAAUUUUCUGCUAUGGAAACUUAUGAUGUGCAAAAAUCACUGUUAACUUUGAAUUCUAAAAUUGUGUCUUAACAUUUUCUUAUGUAUAUAUCUACCAUGUGUUUGCAAAACAUCUAACUUCACUUUAGGCCAAGUACGUAACAGCUUUGACUUAAUUUAAAAAAUUAAUGGCCAUAGUGAAAUCGCUCUGUCCUAAAUAAACUUUAUUUUUCAGAAAAGAUGUAACUACUAACUUUUUUAAAUUGGAAGAUUACAUGGCUAGAUUUGGUGCUUUCUUUUUAUGAUAAACUUCUCAAGCUGAGAGCUAAAAUAUUCUCAAAAAGUAGAAACUAUUUUUGGGUAUUGUGUCAAGGCUUAGAAUAAAUGUAUCUGAGUUUUACUUAUUUGAAA